This is a messenger RNA of Aphanomyces invadans, 1692 nucleotides long. RefSeq lists its product as hypothetical. The transcript has a single exon. Lineage: Eukaryota; Oomycota; Saprolegniomycetes; Saprolegniales; Verrucalvaceae. Bases 7 to 1488 code for a protein of 493 amino acids. Gene Ontology annotation, molecular function: nucleic acid binding; RNA helicase activity; ATP binding. The record is from RefSeq and is a predicted model, not a curated record.
UUCAAGAUGAGCGUGUUGUUUGCGCCAAAGCGGAAGCGGCAAGUCGAAGCGCCGCCACUUCAGCCGACAUCCAAGCAUGCAGAUGACGGCGCUGUCGUGGAAGUACCUGCUUCAUCGACGACUGCAGACCCCACGUCUAUCCUCACGACGUUCGCCGACUUGGGCCUCGACCCGUGGAUCGCUGCGAAAUGUAAGCUCCUCGGUCUCCACAAACCAACCCCCGUUCAAGCACAUUGUAUUCCACCAAUUCUCGCUGGACGAGAUGUCAUGGGGUGUGCACAGACCGGUAGCGGGAAGACGGCGGCGUUUGCGUUGCCCAUCUUGCACGACCUAGCCAAAGAGAUUUACGGACCGUUCGCCGUCGUCCUGACGCCGACGCGGGAACUCGCAUACCAGAUCGCGGAGCAAUUUCAAGCAUUGGGCAGCGGCCUGUCCCUCCGGACGUGCGUCGUCGUCGGUGGGGUGGACAUGAUGACACAGGCGUUGUCGUUGCAGCAGCGCCCGCAUGUGCUGGUGGCGACGCCGGGGCGGCUGCGCGACCACAUGCUCCGCGCAAACCCUCCAAACUUGAAACUCAUCAAGUACUUGGUGCUGGACGAAGCCGAUCGGCUGUUAAAUGCGACGUUUGCCAAGGACCUGGAGUUCCUCCUCGACACGGUGGGAACGUCGCACCAGACGCUGCUCUUCUCCGCCACGAUGACCGCCGACUUGGCAUCGUUGGAGAAAAUGGCCAUGACAAAUCCCUUCCGCUUUGACGCUACACCCACGGCGACGACAGUGACGCAGCUCAAGCAGUCGUACUUGUUCGUUCCAGCCCAGAUCAAGCCGACGUACUUGAUGUACCUCAUGCAGAAGCUGAUCGACGUCGACGACAGCAGCGUCGACGCCUCCGAAAAAGUCAAAAAGGCGCGGCGUCGGCACGAUCGUCUGGAGGCAGCGCUGGCGGCCACCACGUCGGCCGACAGGUCCAAGUCGAUGGUGGUGUUUGUUGCAACGUGCCGCAUGUGCCAGCUCAUGUGCGAGAUUGCGACGGAAUUCCGGCUGCCCGUGGUCGCAUUGCAUGCCGUGAUGGGGCAAUCGCGCCGUCUCGCGGCCCUGGGCAAGUUCAAGUCGGGCCUUGCGCGCAUCUUGAUAUCGACCGACGUCGCAUCCCGCGGUCUCGACAUUCCGGACGUCACGCAUGUGAUCAACUACGACUUGCCGCGCGAUGCCGACGACUACAUCCAUCGCGUCGGGCGCACGGCCCGUGCCGGGCGCCACGGGACGGCCAUCUCUCUCGUCACCCAGCACGACAUUGCGUUACUCCACAACGUCGAAGCCAAGGUGGGGAAACCACUGACAAAUUACGAAGACGAAGCGCCCGAGGCGGACGUGCUCAAGCUCCUCAACGACGUCACCACUGCCACCCGCGUUUCCAAGAUGCGUCUCACCGAGCACGGCUUUGACGACCGCGUCCAAGCGCGAAAGAAGAAGUGGAGUAAGAAAUAGUCCCAUUUGAAUCAUCCACAUCGUGCAGCCCAAGCCACGACGCUGAAACGACUCGACGAAAUGGGGUCGUGUAUCCGACUGCUGUGCAGGUGCUGCGCGAGUCGUCGGCUUCCUGUAGCUGUCGUGCACCGUUCGUCGCAUGUCCAAGUGGAUCCUCUCGUGCUCUAAGAGAUUCCACACACCACAGGCCACCACGAGCCCUCC